Drosophila navojoa is the source of this 1419-nucleotide messenger RNA. RefSeq lists its product as uncharacterized. The record is from RefSeq and is a predicted model, not a curated record. NCBI's taxonomy places the organism in Eukaryota, Metazoa, Arthropoda, Insecta, Diptera, Drosophilidae.
UCCCUUUAGCAUUGAAUAUGUUUGUAUAUUUUUGAUGGAGCGGCUUUUGAGUAUUUACUACAAAAUUAUUUGUUAAAAUCCACUUAGAAGACGUUCAAUAUGGCAAAGCAGAAGGUGGUCGCAAACACCGAUUUGGAUGCGAAGCCGACCUGCUGCUGUAAUUGCAAACGGAAGAUCGAUCCCUAUCAGCUGUUUGAGGACAAUAUCGAGGAUGUGGCCAAGUGUCUAGCCCAGAUCAUGGUGAUCUGCGGCAUUAACACGACCAAGGCCUGCAAUGCCAAAUCGAUCAUCAAGCGCGCCUUUGUCUAUCACGAAAAGCUGAGGACGCGCUGCCCCGCCUCUCCUCCAGUUGGCACGCAUUUGCAUCGGGACGACAUGCUGCAGGCGCUGCGCAUCAAGUGCGAAAUGGAGAGCGUGGAGGCAAUGUUGACGUACGCGAUCAUCAAGCGUGCCUUCAAGGCAUUUUUCCACGGGAAGCCGCCCAGGACAAUCAGUAACCCCAUACAUGAUGCCAUGGUCAUACACACGCAGAAGUCGGCCUGGCUGCAUGCCGCCUACAGGACGGCGAGGAUCUUUGAUAACUACAAGGCAGCCUUCUUUUGGGCUCACAAGGCGUACGAGAAACAGAUCACAAUUGUCUAUCGGUCGCUCUACGAUCGGAUGAGCGCGCGAGCCAAUCCCCUAACAGUGCCCACCUGCAGCUGUCGCAAGUGUGGCAACAUGGAGGUGCCUGGGUACCCGAAGCCCGGUGCGAAGGUGCACGAGAAGUUCAAAUUGGCGGACUGUAAGGAUUUGCCACUGUCCUGCAUUCUGUGCGGCCUGCAGGUGCCCAAGAUCGAGACUGAUGUCAAGGUGAAGCGGCCACGCCCCAUCAUCAACCACGAGCUGAAGCUGCCUCGCUGCACCAAGUGCAACUCGCCGAUGCUCAUCUGCGAGUGCAACAUCGACCAGCUGACCGGCGAGCUGUACGGUGAGUGCGGCCAGGACUCGUAUAAGGUGAAGUGGUACCGCCUGGAGGCGAAUAAGGCGUCCGCCACCAGCUUCGAGGACGCCCAGGAGCCCGCCACUGAUUGGGAGAAUCAUCACUGUCCAAUCGACUGCAAGCACAGCGUUUGUAGUGAGACGUCGAACGUCUGCCACGAGGAUCGCAACACCAGCGUGUCCACUGCGGAGAGCAGCUCCUCGUUUACCACCUGCUCCGGCUCCGAGGAUCCCGUUGAGAAGCUCGAGCAGUACCUCAACCAGUUGUGGAACGAGGAAAUCGCGGCCAAAAACAAUCCUCAUACAUAUAAGCCCCGCGUCGUGUUCCCGCCACGUGAGCCCUGCCAUGCGUGUCACCGGGACUAAGUAUUCGUUCUGCUCUCCAUAUUCUUCACGUACUUUGCGAUGUGACAACUGCGCUGUAUCUAUGGAAGACAA